Molecule: messenger RNA, 1647 nt
Organism: Dictyostelium discoideum AX4
Lineage: Eukaryota; Evosea; Eumycetozoa; Dictyosteliales; Dictyosteliaceae
Exons: 2
Coding region: 1-1647 (548 amino acids)
Source: RefSeq, a predicted model, not a curated record
AUGGAAGAAAAAAGAAAAGAUCAAAACAAGAAGAGGCUUGACCUUGAAGAUUCUCAUCCUCUUGAUGAAUUUUUAGAAUUAUGGUUUAAUUUUAAUUUAGAUAAUUCAUCAUCAUCAUCAUCAUCUUCAUCCUCAUCAUCAUCCUCAUCAUCGACAACAACAACAACAACUACUACAUCAGAACUAUCAUCUAUAUCGACAUCAUUAAAUAGUAUUAGGACCAAUAAAAAGGAAAGAAUAUAUAAAUUAGAUUAUGAAGUUUAUGACUCAUUUAAAUCUCAAUUUACAAUACCAGAAUGGCCAUCUUAUGAAAUUGAGGAUAUAGAUUUAUUCACAAGUGGAAAUGAUGGUGAAUAUCAAGACUAUAUAGAAAAUGAAUAUAAUUCUUUUGAUCAAAAUAGUUAUUUAGAAUAUAAAAAGAAAUAUAAAAAUAAUGAAUUUGAAAAUAGUAUUGGUAAUAGUAAUAAUUAUUAUAAUAGAAAUAGUAGUAAUAAUAAUAAUAAUAAUAAUAAUAAUAAUAAUAAUAAUAAUAAUAAUAAUAAUAAUAAUAAUAAUAAUAAUAAUAAUAAUAAUAAUAAUAAUGAAGACAGUGGUAAUUUUAUGAAUAGUAUAUUAAAUUAUUGUUUUUAUGAACAUAAAAAUCAUUUCAAUUUUAUAAAGAAUAAUAGGAAUAAUCAUUAUCCAUAUAAUACUAGUGGUUAUUUAAACAAUCGUGUCGAUAAUUAUCAACCUUAUUCCCCAAAAACAACAAGUGAUUCUCAUAAAUUACAAGAGUAUUUCAAUAAAAUAGAUUAUAUGAAUAAAAAUGGAAUUAGUGUUGUUGAUAUUUGCGCAAAAUCAAAAUCAUUCGAAAUUCCUAAUAUUUGUGGCGCUGAUGGUGGUGAUAGUGACAGAAUGGAUAUUGAUACCAACAAUUCUCUCAAAAAUGAAAACAAGCAAAAUGAUAGUCAUAGAGGAAAAAGUAGAAAAAGAAGAAGUUCAAGUAGAGGUGAAUCUGAACACUCUAGAUAUUAUCGAGAUUCUAGUAGGGAUGCCAAGGAUAGAGACAGUAGAGAUCAUAGAGACAAUAGAGAUCAUAGAGAUAGCAGGGAUCAUAGAGAUAGAAGAGAUAGUAGAGAUCAUAGAGAUAGUAGGGAUUACAGGGAUCACAGAGAUAGUAGAGAUUAUAGAGAUAGUAGAGAUAGCAGAGACAGUAGAGAUAGUAGAGAUAGAGAAAGUAGAGACAGUAGGGACCAUAGAGAAAGUAGAGACAGUAGGGACCAUAGAGAAAGUAGAGAUAGUAGGGAAUAUAGAGAGAGUAGGGAUCACCGAGAUCAUAGUAGAGAUAGUAGAGAUCAAUACCGAGAUAAAGAUCACCGAGAUUCUUCUGAUGGUAGAGAUCAUAGAAAUAGGGAUGAUAAAUAUCAAAUCGAUAAAAGAGAUAAUCAACAUCACAAUGAAAGAAAUGAUAGUAGAAAUGAUAGGAAUGAUAAAAAUGAUAAAAAUGAUAAAAACGAUAAAAAUGAUAAAAAUCAAGAGAAAUAUAGCGAAAGAUAUCACAAUGAAAGAGAUUCAAGAGAUAAUGAAAAGGAUUUCUAUAGAAGUAAAGAAACUAUGGUCAAUAAUGAUAAUAGAAGCUCAAGUAAUAGAAGCAGCAAUCGGCAUUAA